AUGAGCGGGAUACAAGAAGAGAGCUCUCAGGUCUGCCUCAGGACGGUUCUCAAGCAAUUAGGCAACCUGCAAACCGGCCAGAAAGACGAACAAUACCUCACCCACCUGCAAGCAACCGACCCCCGCCACGACAAGAAAAAUAUCGAGUUAAGAAAGGGUGGUCUCCUCAGAGAGUCAUACUGCUGGGUUCUCAGUCAUGACAAUUUCCACCGAUGGCGCGACAACCGAGAUGGCCAGUUGCUCUGGGUUAGAGGCGAUCCUGGCAAGGGCAAAACGAUGUUGCUCUGCGGAAUAAUUGAUGAGCUGGAGAAGGACACUGCGCGCACAGAUAAUAUCGCGUUUUUCUUCUGUCAGGCCACGGACGAUCGCCUCAGCAAUGCUACAGCGGUCCUCCGUGGGCUGAUCUACCUGCUUGUGACCAAGCAGCAGCCGGAACUUAUUUCACACGUUCGCGAAAGCUGCUAUGGUUUGGGGAAAGAGGGCUUCCAAGGCCCCACUUCAUGGGUGGUAUUGUCAAAGAUUUUUACCAACAUUCUCGAAGACCCGAAGUUACGGGGAACAUAUCUAAUCAUUGACGCGCUUGACGAGUGUACUGGAGACCGGGACCUGCUUCUCGACCUUAUCGCAAGCAAGUCAUCAGCAUACCCGAAAGUUAAGUGGCUCGUAUCCAGUCGCAACUGGCCGGACAUCGAGGAGAGUCUCAACACCGCAACACAGAAAAUAAACCUACGUCUUGAGCUGAAUGAAGAGUCUGUCUCCGCUGCUGUCACCACAUAUAUCCAGUCCGAAAUAGAUAAGCUUGCGAAGCGGAAAAAAUACAAUAACGAUACGCGGGACGCUGUCAAGCGCUAUUUGGAUACGAAUGCACAUGGGACCUUCCUCUGGGUAGCGUUGGUCUGUCAAGAGCUCGCCAAGAUCUCGAGAUGGGAAGCUGUGGAGAUAUUAACAACAUUUCCGCCUGGGCUCGAUGCAAUCUAUGAACAGAUGAGGGACAAGAUCAACAAGUCGAGGAAUGCUAAACUUCUCCAAAGAAUACUGGCUGUCAUCUCGGUCGUAUACCGACCUAUCACAUUAAACGAACUACCGGCCCUCGUGGAUAUGCCAGACUGUUCCUCUGGAAAUGUGGAGGAUCUAAUAGAGAUCGUAGGGCUUUGCGGCUCUUUCCUGAUACUGCGUCAACACACGAUAUCAUUCGUCCACCAAUCCGCUAAAGACUUCCUACUUAGCAACGGCACGCACCAAGAUUCACGAGAUGUUGUUAAUUGGGUUUUCCCUCAAGGGAAGGACGAUGUACACAAUAGCGUCUUCUCAAGGUCGCUAAGUGCGAUGUCUACGAUAUUGCACCGCGACAUAUACGGUUUAAAGUUACCGGGAUUCCCAAUCAACGGGGUUCAAACGCCAUGUCCAGACCCGCUGGCCACAGUCCGGUAUUCGUGCGUCUUCUGGGUUGACCAUCUCCGCGAGUCGAUUUCUGAUAAAGACACGCCACACCGCAACACACUGGUUGCGGUCCAGACAUUCCUUGAACAGAAGUAUCUUUACUGGCUCGAAGCUCUCAGUUUACUCCGAGCUAUGUCGAAGGGUGUCAUUGCCAUAAGAAAACUUGAGGGCCUACUAGGGCGAACUCAUCAAAGGCAGCUAACAACCUUUAUUCGGGAUGCGCACCGGUUCGCUCUCUCCUAUAGAUGGAUAAUCGAGCAAGCCCCUCUUCAGGCGUACACAUCAGCCCUCGUAUUUGCACCGCUUGGUAGUCUAAUGAAGAAGAGAUUUAAGACGGAAGAACCUAGCUGGAUCAGUGUAAAGCCAGUAGUAGAAGCGGACUGGAAUGCGUGCCUCCAGACGCUCGAAGGCCAUAGAAACUGGGUUACCUCGGUCGCCUUUUCGGCGGAUGGCCAGCGGCUCGCAUCCGGUUCAGACGACCAUACCGUCAAGAUCUGGGAUCCCGCCUCGGGCCAAUGCCUCCAGACGCUCCAAGGCCAUAGCAACUCGGUUACCUCGAUCGCCCUUUCAGCGGAUGGCCAGCGGCUCGCAUCCGGUUCACACGACCGUACCGUCAAGAUCUGGGAUCCCGCCUCGGGCCAAUGCCUCCAGACGCUCCAAGGCCAUAGCAACUGGGUUACCUCGGUCGCCUUUUCGGCGGACGGCCAGCGGCUCGCAUCCGGUUCACACGACCGUACCGUCAAGAUCUGGGAUCCCGCCUCGGGCCAAUGCCUCCAGACGCUCCAAGGCCAUAGCAACUGGGUUAACUCGAUCGCCUUUUCAGCGGAUGGCCAGCGGUUCGCAUCCGGCUCAUACGACCGUACCGUCAAGAUCUGGGAUCCCGCCUCGGGCCAAUGCCUCCAGACGCUCCAAGGCCAUAGCGACUCGGUUACCUCGGUCGCCUUUUCGGCGGAUGGCCAGCGGCUUGCAUCCGGUUCAGAUGACCAUACCGUCAAGAUCUGGGAUCCCGCCUCGGGCCAAUGCCUCCAGACGCUCCAAGGCCAUAGCGACGAGGUUAACUCGAUCGUCUUUUCGGCGGAUGAUCUAAGAGCGCAUGGGUAUAGGUUGGGGUCAGAUAAGACCUGGGUUACUUGUAACGGCCAGAAUGUGUUAUGGUUACCACCUGAAUACCGCCCAACCUGCUCUGUAAUCCAAGGGCGGAUGGUAGCUAUUGGCUGUUCAUCAGGGCGAGUUUUUACUAUUGGCUUCUCGCGCGACAUAUAA
This is a messenger RNA of Podospora pseudocomata, 2703 nucleotides long. RefSeq lists its product as uncharacterized. Gene Ontology annotation, molecular function: protein binding. Bases 1 to 2703 code for a protein of 900 amino acids. The transcript is spliced from 3 exons. The record is from RefSeq and is a predicted model, not a curated record. Lineage: Eukaryota; Fungi; Ascomycota; Sordariomycetes; Sordariales; Podosporaceae.